Molecule: messenger RNA, 2658 nt
Organism: Chelmon rostratus (copperband butterflyfish)
Lineage: Eukaryota; Metazoa; Chordata; Actinopteri; Chaetodontiformes; Chaetodontidae
Product: GTPase IMAP family member 7-like
Exons: 3
Coding region: 77-1276 (399 amino acids)
Molecular function (GO): GTP binding
Source: RefSeq, a predicted model, not a curated record
AGGGGAAAGACACACAGGGUGGAGGUGUGCGAGAUCCAGCUCGUAUUCAUUCUUCACUGAUUUCUCAUCCAACGACAUGGACGUAUCAAACAGAAGAGUUGUCAUCAUGGGACUCACUGGAGUUGGGAAAAGCAGCCUGGCUAACACCAUACUUGGAGAGCAACUCUUCAAGAUCGGCCACAGUUUCAGCUCUGAAACAAGUGGCUGUCAAGCAGAAACCAAAUCUGUCAAUGGAAGAAGCAUCACUUUGAUCGACACCCCUGGCUUCUUUCACUCAGACAGGUCCGAGGAGGAGCUGAAGCCUGAGAUAGUGAGGUGCAUCACAGAGUGCGCUCCUGGGCCUCAUGCUUUUCUCAUUGUGCUUAAAGUGGAGAAAUUCACCGCUGAGCAGGAGCAGGCUGUCAUCGACAAAAUAAACCAAUACUUCUCUGAAGAAGCCUUCAAAUAUGCAACAGUUGUCUUCACUCAUGGCGACCAGCUCCCUGAAGGACAGACAAUCGAGGAUUUUGUCCAGCAGAAUAAGUUCACGAGUGACCUGGUGAAGAAGUGUGGCAGCCGGUGCCACGUCAUUGAUAACAAAUACUGGAAUAGAAACUCUGAGGAUGAAUACAGGAGCAACCAGGUCCAGGUGGAGAAGUUACUUAAGUCAAUAGACGAGGUGGUGGUUGAAAACAGAGGAGGCUGCUACACCAAUGAGAUGCUCCAAGCAGUGGAGGAAAUGAGAAAACAAGAGGAGGAGCGCAUUCGACGGUCAUCAGGAAACAUGUCAGAGGAAAGGAUCAAAAAGGAGGCUCAACAAAAUGCAUCCACAAAGCUGUCAGUCAGAUUAGCAGGUUUUGGAGCAGGUGCUUUGUUGGGAGCUUUUUUUGGCGUAGUAGUGAUGGUUGGCCUGGUUGUCACAGCUUUAAGGUCUAUUAGAGACUUUCAAGAUUUGGCCAGAACUGCUGCAACUGCUGCAGCAGCAUUUGGAGCAGAAGCAGGAGGAGCAGCUGCAGGAGCAGCAGCAGGAGGAGCAGCAGCAGCAGGAGGAACGGCAGCAGGAGGAGCAGCAGCAGGAGGAACGGCAGCAGGAGCUGCUGGAUUAUCAGUAACCACAGCUAUAGGGGCAUCUGCUGCAGUGGGAGGGGUGAUAGGAGGCGUUGCAGGAUAUUAUGCAGCUGAGGGAGCAGACACACCAUUGGAGGGAGCAAAGAGGGCAGCAGAGGCUGUGAAGAAUGGAGCCCUGAGUGUCUUACGUGAAGCAAAUGAGGUUUUGAAUAGUUGGGGCAAAUACUAAAAUGAAAACCUGUAAUGAGCCCAGCCUCUUGAAGAAGGAAGAGAAAACGUGUCUGUAAAAAGUUCUAUCUUCCUGCACAUUGCAUGGAAAUCUUAUUCUUACAAUCUUCAUUUCUAUCCUCCAUUAAAACACAGCACACAGCUUCCUGUUGUAAAAGCUUACCAGAAAAUAUCACUGAAUGUAUGUACAACAUUAUUUAGUCUGACAGGCUUCUGAUGCUCCUGCUGAGUUCAGUUCUUUAUGAAUUACAAUGAACCCUUGAGCGAGUUAAGUUUUGCUUGGUGAGGUGAUCAGUUUAUGACCGGUGCAUUUGGGAUAUUUAAAACAAUUUCAUAACAGGAGUACAAAAAUGUUAUUCAAAGAUUAUAGUUAAGAGUGAAAUAAGAGGGCCAUGCUAGCUGCUCUGUGAGGCUGCACAGCUAAUGUCAUCCUCUUCCUGGCAAUGUCACUGCUAACAUGCAGAUGUUUAGUACGUAUAAUGUUAAUCAUCAUGGUAGAACAUGUUAGCAUUGGAUAAUCAGAGCAAAACACAAAGUACACUUAAGGCUGAUAUCAUUGGUUUGAUGUCAUUACUUCUGCGGGUAUUGGACAAUUUUGAAUUUUGAACUGAUGAUGUAGCAGUAGCAUUAUCGUCUGGGGAUGUCUCAUUGCUUGUUUUUUAACAUUUCAUCAAGCAGAUGUUGAGAUUUUUCAUAGCAGAGGUUAAAACGUUGACCUGCUGGUGGCACUACAUGUAAAGUCAGGGAAUCGCCAAAGUCACUCGCAUUCAGUCUUCAUUAAUUCAAUGAAUAAUUGUCAAGCUAUUUAACAAAGAGCACAAAUCUCAACAUCAUAGCGGUGCUGGACACAAAAGUGAUGGGAUCACCCAAGUCCGUAAGAUUCAUCCUCUGUGCAGCACGAAUGUCUGUACAAAAUUUGCUGUUUGCAAGAGCAACCACAUCCAGGUGGAGGUGCCAACGAACAAGAUGGUGACGAAGAACAGAGGAAUAAAACAAGAGGAACACAUUAGGCAGUCAUCAGCAAAUAUGUUUAAAGAAGCAUUUGAUCGAAUGUACAGGUGAUGCAAAAGAUGCAAUGUCAAGCAAAGUUGCAGAGGUAGCUGCUGCCGGUGAUAGGAGCUAUGUUAAAGCUGAGGGAGCAGACGCACCACAGGAGGCAGUAACGACGGCAGCAGAGGCAGAAAACCAUGGAGCCUAACCUGGAUUAGAUGAACCAAACUAUGUUUUGGACUGACCAUGAAGUUUAAAUUAAAGGUUGCUCUAAACAGUAUUUAAUCAUUGAGCUGACUUUGUCUAUUCAAAUGUAAUAUCUAAUAGGUACUUAUGUGUGUUUUAUUUGGUGUACUCAGUGAUAAAUACAAAUAAAGGGGAUUUUCCAAGGAA